Molecule: messenger RNA, 7463 nt
Organism: Camelus dromedarius (Arabian camel)
Lineage: Eukaryota; Metazoa; Chordata; Mammalia; Artiodactyla; Camelidae
Product: zinc finger protein 665-like
Exons: 4
Coding region: 188-1759 (523 amino acids)
Biological process (GO): regulation of transcription by RNA polymerase II
Molecular function (GO): DNA-binding transcription factor activity, RNA polymerase II-specific; RNA polymerase II cis-regulatory region sequence-specific DNA binding
Source: RefSeq, a predicted model, not a curated record
CCGGAAACGGAAAGCUUGGAACCAGGCUCAUGCUGCAGAGCGGGUUUACUGUCCUGAAUCCCUCCUGUGUACGGGAAAGGGGAAUGUUGAUCUAAGCACUAAACAGCAUCUCUUCAACUUUCAAGACUGACUGCUAAAGACUCAGCCUGAGGAAGAAGCCUGGAAGAGGAGAGAGAAGGAGUGAGGAAUGGCUCUGUCUCAGGCGCGAUUGACCUUCAAGGAUGUGGCCAUUGAGUUCUCUCAGGAGGAGUGGGAGUGCCUGGACCCUGCCCAGAGGGCCUUUUAUGUGGAUGUGAUGUUGGAGACCUACAGGAACCUAGUCUCCCUGGAUGUCUCUCAUAUACAUGUGAUCAAGAAAUUACAGCCAGUGACAAAUAGUGAUAGCAGAGAAGUAUUCCAAGCAGUGAUGUUGGAAAGACAAGAAAGCCCUGAAGUGAAACAUUUUUACAUCAGGGAAAUCCAGGAAAAUACGUAUGACUUUGGGUGUCAGUGGAGAGAUGAUGAAAGAAAUUAUAAAGGAAUGCCUGUAACCCAGAAGGAAGAUGCCCCUGACAGAAGUGACCAGCAAGGUAGGUGGAAUGCAGGAAACAAGCAUAUUGAUAAUAGGCUUGCAUUCAGCUUUCUGGACGAACUGCAUAUAUUUGAGAAAGAUAUUUACCAAUGUAAUGAGUGUGGCAAAACCUUUAAUCAUGACUUGUCCCUGAGUAGACACCAGAUAAUCCAUACAGGAGAGAAGUUAUAUAAAUAUGGUGUAUGUGGAAAUUCUUUUAGUCAAAAGUCAAACCUUGCAAGUCACUGGACGGUUCAUACUCAUGACGAUACUUACAAAUGUAACGAGUGUGGCAAAACCUUUCAUCAUGGCUCAUCCCUCAGUAGACAUCAGGUCAUCCACACAGGAGAGAAAUUGUAUAAAUGUGAUGUAUGUGGCAAAGUCUGUAGUCAGAAUUCCUCCCUCAAACGUCAUCAGAGAAUUCAUACAGGAGAAAGGCCUUAUCAGUGUAAUCAGUGCGGCAAAACCUUUAAUCGUGGCUCUCACCUCUCUGAACAUCAGACAAUCCAUACAGGAGUGAAAUUAUGUAAAUGUGAUGUAUGUGGCAAAGUCUUUAGUCAAAAUUCAUGUCUUAGAAUUCAUCAGAGAAUUCAUAGUGGGGAGAAACCUUACAAAUGUAAUGAGUGCGGCAAGGUCUUUCGUCAAAAUUCACAUCUUGCAAGACAUCAGAGAACUCAUACUGGGGAGAAACCGUACAAGUGUAAUGAGUGUGGCAAGUUCUUCAGUCAGAAUUCAAAUCUUGUAAGUCAUCAGAGAAUUCAUACUGGAGAGAAACCUUACAAAUGUAAUGAGUGUGGCAAGUUCUUCAGUCAGAAUUCAAAUCUUGUAAGUCAUCAGAGAAUUCAUACUGGAGAGAAACCUUAUAAAUGUAAUGAGUGUGGCAAGUUCUUUAAUCAAAGGGCAGACCUUACAAAGCAUCAGAGAGUCCAUACUGAAGAGAAUUCUUUCAAAUGUAACGAGUGUGGUAAGAUCUUCUGUCGAACUUCAAAUCUUGUAAGUCAUCAGAGAAUUCAUACUGGAGAGAAACCUUUCAAAUGUAAUGAGUGUGGCAGAUUCUUUAGUCAAAGGGCAAACCUUGGAAGGCAUCAGAGAGUUCAUACUAGAGAGAAACAUUACAAGCAUAGUGAGUGUGGCAAGGACUUCAAUCAAAAUUCACUUUUUCCAGUUUCAUCAGAGAGUAUAUAUUGUAGAGAAGCCAUUCAAGCAUAAUGAAAUUGAAUUACCUUUCAUCAGAUAUCUACCCUCACUAAACAUCAGAUAACUUAUACAUGAGAGAAAUCAUACAAAUGUGACAUAUGUGAGAAGGCAUUCAUUCAAAAUUUAUACCUUAUAAUUCAUCAGAGAAUUCAUAGUGUGGAGAAGCCGAGCAUGUGUCAUGAGCAUGGCAAAGCUUUUGUGCAUGCAAGCAUCCAUUACUGUGAAAUAAUGAAUACUGGAGAGAAACCUUUAGAGAUGUAAUUAGUACCUCAAAGUCUUUCGUCAAAAUUCAUACCAUAAGAUCCAUGGAAGAAUUCAUACUGGAGAGAAAACUUUCAAAUGUAAUGUGUGGCAAAUCCUUCAGUGUUCUGUCAAGCCUAACUUACUAUCAGGUAAUCCAAUCCAUACUGGUGGGAGACGUUAAUAAUGUAAUGCAGUUACAAGGCUUUUGUCAGGUGUUCACAUCUUAGGUUUCACUGGAAAAUUCAUUCUGGAUAGAAACUAGGUAAAUGUAAUUGUUGUGGCCAGACCUUUAGAGGAGGAACUCAUUCAUUAAAGAACUCAGGCUGGUGGGGAGGGUAUAGCUCAGUGGUAGAGUGCGUGCUUAGCAUGCAGAAGGUCCUGGGUUCAAUCCCCAGUACCUCCAUUUAAAAAAAUUAAAUAAAUUAAAAAAAAAUAAAGUCUGUCUGGAGAGUACCUCACCAGUGCCGUGAGUUUGAAACAAUAAUCUUACUUCUCAGGUGGGACAGCUGUUGUUUGUGAGUGACAGGUUGCCUGAAAGAAGUGGUAGGUUUGUCAUCCUCACCUGACAGGAAGUCCAGAGGGUGCGGUGUGGGGUGUGGUGGGUCCUCUGCCCCCCUUAGUCCUCACAUUCCUUGUAGCUACAUGCCUGCUGUGUGGCCAAGAAAAGUGAAGGUUGAGGGGGCAAAACCCUUUACAUUUUAAGAAUUUUGGGGUGGGGGAUAUAGCUCAAAUGGUAGAGCACAUGCUUAGCAUACAUGAGGUCCUGGGUUCAGUCCCCAGUACCUCCUCCAAAUGUAAAUAAAUAAAUAAAUAAACCUAAUUACCUCCCCCUCAUAAAAACAAACAAACAAACAAAGGAAUUUUGUCAUGUUUUCAUGGAAACAAUCAUCCCAGAUAUUUUGUCUCUUACGGGUCAUGCUCUUCUGACAUGUCUAAGAAUCCUGCACCAAGUUUUGAAUUUUGAUGAUUUUAUUCUACAGCAAUUUUUAAAAACUGAAUCUCUUAUACUUUAAAAUUUUAUAAUGUUUUUAAAAAGCUUUGAUUAACUUUGAGCUAAUGCUUGUACAGAUGUGAUGUUUAAGGGAAGUGAAGAUCUUUUUUUUCCCCCCCUACUAUGAUUAUUUCACUGAUUAGCACCAGGUUUUGAAAAUUUUUCCUUCCUUGAAUUACCUUGGUACCUUCAUCAAAGAUCAGUUGGAACUGCAGUUGACCUUUAAACAUUGCAGGGAGUUCAGGGUGUCUGCUCCUGAGCAGCUGUAAAUCCACAUACAACUUUAAGUUGGCCCUCCAUAUGCACAGUUCUGCAUUGGUGGGUUUGACCAACCUCAGAUCAUGCAGUACUGUCGUGGUAUUAAUCAGAAAAAGUGCACAUAUAAGUGCAUAGCUCCUGUGUGGGCUGUUUCUGGUUUCCUCAUUCUGUUCCCUUGGUCUGUGUGUGUCUCACUCGGCAGAUCCCACACAGUCUUGGUUACUGUUACUGUAUUACAGAUCUUCAGGUCAUGUGGAGUGAUUCCAACCACUUGAGUAUUUUUCAAAUAUUUUAGCUCUUCUAGUUCUUUUUUUUUUUUACAUUUUGUAAAUUGAUCUUUUAGUUCUUUUACCUUUCCCUGUUAAUUUUAGAAUAAUCUUGGUUGUGUCUACAAGUCUUCAUUGGAGAUACAUGAAACAUCUAUGCUGAUUUGGGGAAUUUUAAUAUAAUUUUUAUGUAAUGUUUUCCAAUCAAUGACUAUGGUAUGUUUUUCUAACAAUUCACUAGAUGUGGUAUGUUCAUGUAAAAUGACCUAAGUAAAAGGUCAUCUUUGAUUUCUUUCCUUACCAUUCAUUGUAGGUUUCAGCAUAAAAGUCCUUGUUUUGCUAGAUGUACACAUUUUUCUUCUACUUUGAUGUUUUUGAGCAUUCACACGUAGCAUUAUCUAUUUAAUUUCAAUUUCCAUUUGUAAACUACAUGUGCAUAAAAUGACAAUAGAUUUUUGCACGUUGUAUCCUGGCACCUUGCAAAUUGUGCUUUUUCCAGAAUUCGUAUAGAUUCUUUUGAUUUUCUGCACACACCCUUUCGUUAAAUUUCCUAUUAAUUUCUCUAACAAAUUACCACAAACGAAGAGCCUUGAAGCAGCACAGAUUUAUUCUCUUCUGGUUCUUGAGACCAGAUGUGUAAAAUAACCCAAAGAACUGUGCUCCUUCUGGAUGCUCCAGGUCAGAAUUCAUUUUCUUGCCUUUCCUGGGUUCCAGAGGCCACUUACAUCCUUGCCUCAUGGUCCCCUGGUGUAUUUCCACGACACACUCAUUCAGUUAAUUAACAAAAUUCUUCACUAUCUUCUGAUCAUGUGGACAUUUCCUAAAGACAUUGUUUAAAUUAGGACACUGUCACUCUGUCAUUGUAGAUAGACACCUUCAUCAUACUUAACACGGUCAUAUCUUGCUUCACUAUUGCUGACUUUCCCUUAUAGAACAUAAACCACUUGAAGGCAAGGUAUUGAUUUUGUUUCCUGCCAGAUAUUCAGUGAUUGAUUGGAACUAUUCCCAACUGACAGAUGAGUGAGUGCACUUUCUCAGUGUAGGAAGGUUGCUGUUCUGCAUAGGCUCAUAGAUCAGUAAGUCAAAUGGUCAAAUAAACAUGUCAUUAUAUUUGUUCAACCAAAUUCCUUACUCUGUUAAAUUACAGCCUAAUGUUCUGAACAUAAAUUCUCACAGUAUAAUUUUUCACACAUUAUGAAUUUUCUGCAACAUGUGCUUAACAGAUCUAACUCUUUAUUGAAGGCAUGUCUUCAUGAAGUUUUUUUAAGCCACACUUAAUUCAUUUAUUAUUUGUUUUUUAAUUGAAGUAUACUUGAUUUACAAUGUUGUAUUAGUUUCAAGUGUACAGCAAAGUGAAUCAGCUUUAUGUAUACGUAUAUGUGUGUGCAUAUAUAUAGAUAUAUAUUCUUUUUCAGAUUCUUUUCCAUUAUAUGUUAACUCAAGAUGUUGGAUAUAUUUCCCUAUGUGAUACAGUAGGUCCUUGUUAGUUAUCUAUUUUAUAUAUAGAAGUAGGCUGUAAUAUUUUAUUUUUUCCUCUUUAAAAAUUUUUUUUUGGAGGGGGAGGUAAUUAGGUUUAUUUAUUUAUUUCUUUUUAAUGGAGGUACUGGGGAUUGAACCCAGGACCUCAUGCAUGCUUAGCAUGCACUAUAUCAUGUGAACUAUACCCUCCUGCCUAAGCCACAAUAUUUUAAACUCAAGACUCUCCAAAAUGCUCCAUUCUACACCCAUCACAAGAGUAAUCCUAUUUUUCAUAUAGGAUAGUUUUUAUUGGUGCGUGACAGACUGCAUGGAAAACGGGAACUGCAAGAAAUACGAGGUUUAUCAGUCUUACCUGACAGGAAGUGCAGAGGGUGCCGUGUGGUUUGUGACGGGUCCGCUGCCCCUUCUACCUCCAUCAGCACUUAGUCUUCACUUUCCUUAUAGCCACAUGGCUCCUAUAGGACUAAGAAGAGUGAAGGGUUGUGGGGAGCAUGGGGGCAAAAUGCUUUUCAUCAUCAGAUAUUGUCUUCUUUACCUGGAAACAAUAAUCCCAGUCAUUAUUUCCAAAUACUAGCCAUUUGCAUUAAGUGCCCACCAUAAUUUUAAUAAGAAGUGUGAAUUUUUGUAUUUCAUAUUUACAUCAUGAACAAAGAAAGGUAAAGGGGAAAGGUGUUAGGGACAGAUUAUAUCAACAGACUUUGUUCUUUAUCCUGAGAAUAUAAUACUCCAUGUAUCACAUAGCCACUCUGCCCAGUGUUGCAAAUGUCCAGCAAAAAUUAUUAGAAUCCUUAGUGCUUUCUAACUUGCAGGUUUAUUUCCUUUCUACUCUAUCUGAAUCCAAACACACUAAAAUAAUUCUCCAAUGGUAAUACAGUUAUUCUGACUCCAGAAUCAAGAUAAGGAAUGAAAGAAUUCAUUUUGAGAUGUUUUUUAUUCAUGCCACCAUACUUGAAAGUGAGAGAUACACAAAAGACCUGUAUUAAAUACUAUAAUACCACCUCCAAACGUACUUUAGUGUUAGACUCUAACUUAAAGUAAUAUAACUGUUAUAACUCUGGGAUGUUGAAAAUUGGGGAACCUACAUUAAAUAUUUUUCAUCAAGUGCUAGAGUCUCAAAUAGGAUUUCCUUGCUACUCUACCUAAAAUAGAUAAGCAACAGUGACCUACUGUAUAUCACAGGGUCCUAUAUUCAAAGUCUUGUAAUAGCCUACAAUGGAAAAUAAUCUGGAAAAAAAAUGUAACUGAAGCAGUUUGCAGUACACCUGAAACUAACACAAUAUUGUAAAUCAACUAUCCUUCAAUUAAAACACCCCAAGAUUUCCUUGAAAACAUAGAAUAUAUUCAAUUGAGGGUAAACACUUAAAAUGUUAUCUGAAAGUUGUUCUGAAAGACAUGAAGUAAUUCUUUAUUAUAUUAUUUUCCAUGUUCUUUUUUAUUCAUUGUUCACAGUGAAAUAUUGAGUCUUAAAAAUCAAAUGAACCAGUUUUGCCAAAUAUGGUGAGAGUGGAAAUCAUACUUUUCUCAUAAGAAUGACCAAAUCCGUAUUUCUUGCAAAUCACAAUAUUACACCAAGCAACUCCUCUUUUAGAGUUAGACUCAAAUGAUUUGAAAGCAUUUAUCCACAUAAACAUCCUGUGGAAGAUUGUUGAAAGAAGCAUUUUUGAUAAUGGCCAAAAUAUAGAAUGAACCCAAAGCUCCAUUAAAUGAUGAAUGAACAAACAAACUGUGAAAUAUUACUCAGAAAUAAAACAUGAUUAGGCACUGAUAAAAGUUCCAACAAGGAUGAUCCUUGAAAUCAUGAUGCCGAGUGCAAGAAGCUAGAAGGCCACGUGCUUUGUGACUUAAUUUAUAUGAAAUGCUCAGAGCGGCCAUAUCCAUAGAAAUAGAAAAUAGCUUAAUGAUUGCUUGUGGCUGGGGCUAGAAUGUAGAAUAAUCAUUGGGGACGGUGGAGCUCAGUGAUGGAGCACAUGCUUAGUAUGCACAAGGUCCUGCAUUCAAUCCCUAGUACCUCCAUUAAAAAUAAAUAAACCUAAUUACCACUCCCCCCCCCCAAAAAUAAAUCAAAUUUAUCCUUAAAAAUGUGGAGUAACUGCUAAUGAGUACAGGAUUUUUUAAGGGUUAAUGAUGUAUGAUGAAAAUGUUGUUGGUGGACAAUAUUGCAAACAUACAAAAUCCCACUGUAUCCUAUACUUGAAAACUGUGUAUUUUAUUAUGUCCAAAUUAUGCAAUAAAAGAAGCAUAAGCUAUUAUCUCCAUGUUGAAUUCAGAAAAUCAUUCUGAUCUGCUAACCAUGGCGUACAAGGUGUUGGAGACCUGAGUUCCAGAUUCUAUUGUAUGAAUGGAAGGAAGACAGGUUAGGGAAGCACUGGAGAGAUACAUUUUAUGGUAAAAUUAACAUAUCAUGUUUCCAGAGUCACUGUGAUGCACCUGCAGGUUGGCAACAAGUCUCUUGCCUGCCGUUAUGAGCCUUUAGUCCAUU